Caretta caretta (loggerhead turtle) is the source of this 2029-nucleotide messenger RNA. RefSeq names its product SAYSVFN motif domain containing 1 (gene SAYSD1). The record is from RefSeq and is a predicted model, not a curated record. NCBI's taxonomy places the organism in Eukaryota, Metazoa, Chordata, Testudines, Cheloniidae.
UCCCCCGAGCGCUCAGUGACGUAGGGGCCCUGUGGGCGAAGGGUCCGGUUGCGUCAGGACGUGCAGCCGCGGCGCGGGCCGGGCCGGGGCCGUUGGUCUCCAUGGAGCGGAGGCUGGCGCAGUUCCGAGCCGCGCGCCGCGCCCCCCAACCCACAGCGGCCCCGGCAAAGGCGGUGGCGGCUCCAGCUAGCGAGCAGCGAGCAGGGCCGGAGGCCGCCCUCGGCCCGCGGGACCGCCCCGCCCAGGAAGCGGCGCGCAGGCCGGGACCCCCGCGGGACAUGGCUGCUGGUGCCGCCGCCCCGUGGGGCGCCCGGGCCCUCCUGGCCCACACGGCCCUGCUGAAGUUCCUGCUGUGGCUGGUGCUGCUGGGGCUGGCCGCGGAGCUGCAGUUCGGGCUGCCCUGCUUCGUCCUGUCGCUGUUCUACUGGCUCUACGCCGGCACGCGCGGCCCCGGCGAGAGGCGGCCGGGGGAGAGAAGCGCCUACUCCGUCUUCAACCCGGGCUGCCAGCCCAUCCAGGGCACGCUCACCGCGGAGCAGCUGGAGCGAGAGUUACACUACGGACCCGCGGCCGGGAGGUAGCGGCUGGCGCCAGGGACCUGGGGGCGCGCCUCCCGCUCCGGGAGCUGGCGCCACCUCAGGCUGCUUUGCCUGCGCUUCCCCUGUCCUGCCCCUGCUCGCUGCCCUGCCUUAGGCGCACUCCUCAAGCCAGGUGUGAACUGUAUCCUCCUGGCACUUCAAAACCAACAGUUCUUCAUGGACUGAGCGCAUCCGAGUCAAUGGGACAGUGCAGGGAACAUGGACUAUAAUCCAGUUACUUCUGUGUUGUGGAGAAAGCUGAAGAUCAAGAGGAAGCUGCAGGCAUGUCCUAUGGGCACCUGGCUGCAACAGCAAAGCAAAUUCCCCAGGAAAAAUGCUGAGUGGUAUAUAUUGGGGAAAAAUUCCAAAUUACAGGACUGCAGAGUCCCCAGGGCCCUGAUUGUAAUGAAUAGGGUAUUUUACACCUCUGAGCUACAUUCAGUUUAUGGUUUCAAGGUUCUUUCUGCCAAAACCAUAUCUGUUUUUUAAAUGAAAGUUGAAAUUUGGGAACACAGUUUUGCAGCAAGGGGUAAGUUUAGCUGCUGGAGAAUCUUAUUUAGCUCUAGUGAGGCUUUUAAUAGUAUGAUUAAUAACUGUUUUUCCUCGCCCUUAUCACUGUAAUUGCACUUCGGCAGGCUGCUAGUCCUGCCAUUUAUAAAGAGAUGAUGGUGAUAAAUGAGGCAGAGAACUGGAGAUGGUGAGGGAAAGUCAGCUGACUUGGAAUCCAUAAUUUUCUCAUAAUAUUCCUAAUUAUGCAGAUUAAGGAAUAAACUCUUCAACAGAAGAGGUAUUGAGCCCAGCACCCCACAGGUCCUGUGAACUCCUUUAUAAUGCUGCAUGGAGGAUGGGUUAUAGUCUGCACUCAGCCAAGUUAAGUUUACAGCCUGUAAUGUAAGGUUUGAUUUUCCAUCUUCUUACUUAAUCCUUAUGGGAAUGUGAUCUAUUGUAAAAUAAUUAUCCUGCUUUAGAAUCCUGUCCAAGGGUUUUUCCGGUUUCAAGGUAAAAUGUAGGCUUCAGGAGAUGAAAAAUAAUCAUUAGAGCUUCAAACUCUGCCAAGACUGCCUACUUAAUGAGCAGUGAUCUCUUUAUAGUUAUUGAGCUGUUCACAGCUGUAGAUGGGUGAGCUCUAAUACAGGAAAAAAUACAAUGCUAUUUUGUCCUGGUUAUUAAAUAUGUAUAAUUAACUCCUAGUCCAAGAAACCAUUUUGGUUUCUGGCUGGACAGACAACUUUUAUCAUCAUUGGGUAUUCAACUUGAAUUGUUGGAGGUUCUUGCCUCUGGCAGAUGCUGUACUUUAAACUGUGAGAGGUUUCUCUAGUACAAGUCUCCAUGGAAGGGUUUACUCCACUAACCCAUGCCAUGGCUUUUCAAUACUGACUAAUGUUAGUAGGUUUUCCUCAAAUGUAUUGUAUCAUGAUGGGAUCAUACCCAUAAAAAAAAAAUCAAAUGUU